UUUAUCUUCUCAAAGGCCUUUAAAAUUGGAUUCAGUGGACGAAAGAUUGUUUGGCUGCUGCCAGGUGACUACACACACGAAUGGUGGAAAAAGGACGACACUAGCUGUUCUCCCAAACAAAUACGGUUUGUCGCCGGAAAUUAUUUAACCGUCGACAGCUUUUACCCCGUAUAUAAAGACACUGCACUUGACGAUAACGGCAUUACGCGAAGACAAUUCUUGGAUGACUACCGCAUAAAAACACAGUAUAAAGUAUUUCCAGGUGAUAUGUACAAAACCACGGCCUACGACGCAGUGUGGACGAUUGCCAGGGCAUUCAAUGCGACUAUCUAUGACCUCAAAAAUACAGAACAUAGACUUGAAGAUUUCUCCUACAGUAAUACGUAUAUAGGCGAACUAAUCAAGAACAACACAAGCAAGGUUAACUUCAGAUCCAUUUCCAAUCGGGUGGUAUUUGAUAAAAAUGGUGAUGUCAUUAGACCCAUGAGGAUUCUGCAAAUGCAAGAUGGGUACCUGGUGCCGGUAGGCUGGUACAAUAAAAUCCACACUGGUGAAAAGACACAAUGGGGCACUUUUAAGUGGCCAAGCAAGUUGGUGCCAAAAGAUUCCAUGCAAUUACGCAGCACACAUGUUUGUGUGUCCACAUGGCUGUACGUGAUAAUGUGCACGGUCGCUUCAAUGGGAAUACUGAUGGCGGUUUUGUUUCUCUACUUCAAUAUCAAAUUUCACGCAGAAAGAAUCAUUAAAAUGUCGUCCCCAUGGAUCAACAAUGUCAUCCUAGUGGGCUGCAUUAUUUUGUACAUGUUUGUAUAUGUUUCCGGAUUGGAUAACUCGAAGUUCUCAUCUGUUUGUCAGGCUUCAGUUUUUUUUAUCGUCGUGGGAUUCUCGCUGGCGUUCGGUGCAUUGUUUGCAAAGACGUGGCGGGUACACGUCAUCUACACGGCUAGUCUGAAGAUGAAGAAACGGGCACCCAAGGAUAAAGAUUUGUUUAUUAAAAUCGGUGUGCUGACAGCUAUUAAUGCGAGCAUCAUGGUGUUUUGGACAGUGUUCGAUCCCCUUGUAUCUACAGAAGUUUAUCUAAGGAACUUGAAGACUGAAGAACCACACAAUGAUAGAGUGGUGGUUCCUGUAACAUGGCACUGCACGUCCAGAUACCAUAUAUACUUUUACGGCGUACUUCUUGGCAUUCAAGGCAUCCUACUUUUACUUGGCGUCUUCUUAGCUUUUACCACCAGAAAGGUGACCAUAUUAGAACUGAAUGAUUCCAAAUACAUUGGAAUGUGCAUCUACAACGUCAUUGUGCUAGCUUCAGUGGGGCUGCCAGUGGCGCUGAUUCUGAAAGGCAGCGUUAACGUGACAUACGGUCUUCUGUCCAGCCUCAUCAUUGCUGGCACUACCGCUACUCAGUGUCUUAUAUUUAUUCCAAAGGUAUAUGGUGUGAAGUUAGUUAACAUCGACGUCAAUGACGUACGGCCUACUAUAGGCUUAAGUACUAACCCUGCAACAGCUGGGGACACUGAAGAAACCUUGAGUCAGUAUAAUAGAAAAGCAUGUCAACAUUCGAGUCACGUUAGCUGAAGAGAAACUAAAGUGUUGGACAAGCUGGGCAACCAAAGAGUAUUUCCAAAGCAAUGUAUUCGUAACUGACAUACUCGGUUCCACGGUGUAGACACAUGUUGUUUUUUCUUCUGUAAACAAACCAUAGGUUAAAGCUGCUGACCUUAGUUUCAAAAGUAUGCACCUUUUGUUUCGUAUAAAAUGCUACUACAGAUUGAAUUUGCCAUAAUUGAUAUUUUAAUCCAAACAUUGUACAUAAUGCACAAGUAAAUCGAGUUUUUUAAAGUUUGUAUUAGCAGAAAAUAGUUUACACUACCUAAUCGCUAGGGACCAGUUAAGUGGCUUAGCGAGAGGGGAGCCACGGGGUCCAUAUCCCCACAGCAAUCAAACCUCUAUUUUUUUCACUGUAUUAAAUUUUAUGAAAUCAUACAUACAUAGAGUGGAUUGCCCCCCCCCCCCCCCCCCACACACACACACACAUACACACACCAAAUAUAAAAUCCUGGCUACGCUUUAAUGCAAUUAAAAGAAUCAUAGCAUACAUGUACAUGCGUUGCUCAUCACUUUGAUGCCAAUGCCAUAUGGAAUACAUUGCCACAACCAGCAUUGUGGAUGCAGAACAGUGUCAAGACGUAAAACACGCCAUAAUAAACAUGCCUUAAAAUUGCACUAGCUGGUAUAAACCAACAACCAACAUCUUGCGUUUUGCCUUGACACCAAUAACAAAGCGGUGUGUAUAACAACAGAAAUAAGAAGAGAACUAUUAUUCAUUGUAAUUUAUAAAUACAAUUACUACAUACAUCUGAAAAAGAUACCAAAGACAUCAGUAAAGUGCUAAUUUUCAGUUGAGCGAUAUAUCUUAUGGGGUUGGGUAUGUAUGGUAUAUUUUGCGGGUUUGUUUGUUUGGUGGGUUUUGGUGUGUUUUCUUGUGGUUGUUUUUGUGGAGGGUUUUGUUUCUAGAGGGGGGUGGAUUUUUUUUCUUUUUCUUUUCUUGUUAUUUCGCUAAAAGAAGCAGCAAAAGCAGUACUAUAUGAAAUGCAGUGAAGACGUCCUUGAGGUGAUACUAAAUUCUUCAAAACCAUUCAGAAUUUUUUCACCCAGAAUCGUGCUUGUCACUAUAACAUCCAAGAUAUGAGAAAUGGUACAAAGGAGUCUCUAAGAGAGGCACGUUUACGGAAAAUUAAAGUUUUUAAAAACUAA
Molecule: messenger RNA, 2757 nt
Organism: Gigantopelta aegis
Lineage: Eukaryota; Metazoa; Mollusca; Gastropoda; Neomphalida; Peltospiridae
Product: gamma-aminobutyric acid type B receptor subunit 2-like
Exons: 10
Coding region: 268-1578 (436 amino acids)
Biological process (GO): gamma-aminobutyric acid signaling pathway; G protein-coupled receptor signaling pathway
Cellular component (GO): membrane; G protein-coupled receptor heterodimeric complex
Molecular function (GO): G protein-coupled GABA receptor activity
Source: RefSeq, a predicted model, not a curated record